UGCAUAGCAAACAUCGCGCGGCCCCGUAUGGCAUGCGUUUCCUAUGCUCCGUGCUAUGUCGUGUGUGCGUGUGCAGGCAAAUGCGCGCAUGCGGGUUGUCGUUUGGGGGCUUGAGUGCUUGAUGCUCUGCCGGUGGUGGUUAACCAACGGCCUCGGAUCAUUUCAGUGGUUCCACGCCUCGUUGUGUAAAUUUGAGUAAUUUAAUUCUAAUUUAUCGUUUACCACAGCCACUGGAAACCAUUGCUUUUGCCUAGCUGCAGCAGCUCUAGACGAACACACAUCGUCCUACAUGCGCCCGUCGGCUUCCCAUUUGACAGAUGAGCGCGUAAAGCGAGUGAACUUUCACUCUCGUUCGGUUCGCUCUGCUGAAAGAGAGAGAGAGAGAGAGAGAGAAACAAUCAACAAUCAACCCGAGAGAUGGAAGGCGGGAUCCCUCUCCGGGAGCGUACUUUUCUCUUUUUUUGUUUGCUUCUUGGUAGAUACUGGCGGGUAAAUGCACUUACAGCAAUGCAACACCCUUCAAGCAAAGCUGUAAUUAUGGAGGAAGUUAAGUUAUAAGAAUACCGAUAGUAAUGAUUAGAUUAGAUGAUAAGAUGGAGGGCAAAUCACUCAGAAAAGGUGCCACUUUGGGGCAGCAGGAUAAAUAAAACAAUUGUGCAAAUUCUUGAGAUUAGAACCCGCCAUGUAAACACUGUCUGAACUACUGAAGAUAAGACAGUCGGGAAGUUUCGACACAAUGCCUUGGGAACUAGGUCAUACCAGCGGUUGGCUUUGUUUCCUGAGGCGGAGAUCGAUCAACCCGGUGCAACGACCUCAUGUAAGAAUGCAUCAGCAGUAGCGGCUGCCAAACAAAUCAGUCAAGUGACACACACACACACACACAAGUGGGGAUAUUUUUUUGUGCUGCCGGAAGUAACCCCCAGCAAUGACAAUCAGCAGCAACAGUGCGCUGGUGAUGCACAACCGGUUCAAGAACAUGACCCGCCGGUUGCGCUUCUCGCCGCGUAGACGCCAGUACUGUGUGCUGACCAGUGCCGCGAUCCUGCUGCUGGUAGUGGUCGGUGUCGUGGGCUACCUGCUGACCGGCAUGCACUACUGCUUCGAUGUGCUGGUCGAGUGGAAGGUGUCUAAAAUAUGCAAUCAGUAUUACACGAACGAAGUGACCGGCUACAUGUGUCCGGAGCUGUGUGCCGGCGAUACCAUCUCGGAGUUUCACUGCCCGCCCGCUUCCCACGCGGCAGCGCAUCCGUUUAAUGCGCAUCGCUUUCUGGCCCGCAAAGCCCAACAGUUUGUGGUGGUGAAGCAUGCCGUGCCGGAUGCAAGCUACGAGAAGCUGUCCUGGAUCGACAGCCACCGGCAGGAGGAGCACUACCCGACCGAGCAGGAGUACGGCGGUAUCGUGCGGCGCUACAUCGAGCUGCGGUACGGCGUGCAGCUUCCGUUCGACAAGCUUGCGGGGUUGCUGGCACUGAAGAACAAAAACAAUCGCAUCCUGUUCCACGCCAGCAUGCGCAACAGCUGGAACCUGAUCCAGAACAACGAGUACCUGCUGAGCCGGCUGUACGAGGAGAAGGAGAUCUUCCCGCAGGUGCUCGGUACGUGCGGCGAGCUGUUCCUCACCGAGCUGCUCGAGACGGUGGAGUUUGUCGAUGAGGGUCGGUACCAUUUUACCAACCACAUCGACCUGUCCAAGUGGCGGUACCAUCUGAAGGUGGCCGUGCUGGUGCUGGACUAUCUGGACGAGAUGGGCCAGAACCGGUUCCAGAUGUGUUCGGUGGUGCUGGGCGGGUUUGGCAUAAGUGACAGCCGGAUGAAGUAUCACGACCUGCGGUACAUCAGUACGGAGGCGGCCAUCGAUCGGCGGCUGUCGGAUGGGCGCACGUGUGCGGUGGAUGCGGACUGUAGCUACUACGAUUGUCGCAGCCGGUGCAAUGCGACCAGCCACCAGUGUACGGCCGGUUUGCUGAACAACAAUCUGCAGAUUGUCUGUGAAAAGAUAUUUCGCGGCACUGCCGAGGAGCCCGGGAUCCUGGUGACGGAGAAAAGCUCGCCCCGGUUGCUUCGCAUACUGGAUCGGUGUGCGCGACCUGCUAGUCGGUCGGAUGUGGACGCCGCCCGACCGUGGGGCCCGUCGAAGACGCUGAAGAAGCAGCUGUACAACGAGCUGACCAGCAUUUACGAGCAGCUUGCCUCCUCGCUGUACUCCUAA
This is a messenger RNA of Anopheles merus, 2209 nucleotides long. It is a transcript of the gene aln, whose product is annotated as divergent protein kinase domain 1B. The coding region runs from base 926 to 2209 and encodes 427 amino acids. The transcript is spliced from 6 exons. The record is from RefSeq and is a predicted model, not a curated record. Lineage: Eukaryota; Metazoa; Arthropoda; Insecta; Diptera; Culicidae.